AGCCGCUCAAAUCCCAGCACACAGCCACCCGCAUCUGCUGUUCACACCCAGAAGAAGAGGACACCCAAUACCCAAUCAGCUGGCAUCUGCACAAGGAGAAGAAGCCCCAAAAAUCUGUUCUGCACAGAAGGGAGGACGCCCACCCAGAUCUGUUCGUGAAAGAGCCAACGCCGCCGACAGCCUCUGUUCUUCUCCGCCAGCUUUGUUAGGGAGGGACAGCAGCACAAGUUUGGCUCGUUCUUCAUUAAAAUCUCAUUGUUUUUCCUGCUUCUGCUGUCAGUCUGAGUGACUGAAGGUUGGAUCGAAUGGGGUGGGAAUUAAGAGGACGUAUAUGCGGAUUUUGAGUUGGGUUUGUGGGUUGGUUGUUGGGUGUUUUGUUCUUGGCUUGUACAGGAGGCCUCUAGAGAUUUUUAUGGGGAUAUUAAUGGCGGAUGUUGGUACCUACUUCAAGUUUUUGGCUCAGGGGACUGAGUUGAGACAUGGGUUUUGGGGGUUUGGGUGUCUCUCGCUUGUUUUGAAUGUUUUGGGCUGUUUCUGAUGUUUUGUUUGGGGUUGGUGGUCUUGCAAUUUGGUUUGCUUAACAAGGCUGUUAAGCAGCUUAUCUGGGAUAUCAGAAGGAAAUCAAGGGAUAUCAUAACUUCCAUACGUGUUGAUUUUCUGGUUUUUUUUGUUAUUUAUUAUAAGUUUUUGUUUCAUCCUAAUUUAUGAACAGUAUAGUUGAGUGAUAUUUAUUAUAUUUUUUUAAUUGAAACAGAUAACCAAGAUUCAAGAUUGAGGGAACUAUUUUCAGAUGUCUAUACUAAGGGUUUGCCUUUUCUGGUUUUAGUUUUGUCCUUCAUAGUCAUGUCUUUUCUUGCAGUGUUUAUGGAGUUAGAAAGAUAUAAAAUCAUGCUUGUUUUAGGUUUGGCAUUGGGUCAACUAGUGGUGGCAUUGUAUAGACAUUUAGAAACGGUUAGGAAUUCAACCUUCAUGAGGGGACCUCACGGACCUUUUUUACAAUCCUUGAAUGUUUUAGUGGGUGGUGUGGUUACCUAUCUACUUAACUCCAUUUCUCAGUCCAAUAUCAUCUUAUUAGUCUUUAGUUUGGCUACUUUAGUGAGUCUGAAUGAAUUGAUUCGACCAACCAUAGAUUUUGGUUCAAUCAACUCAAUAUUCUCUUCUAUUGUUAUCUAUUUUGGUUUUUUCUCGCAUCAAGGUUUAAGGAUUGUAGUUGCUCUGUUAUGUUGUUGCACUCUGUAUGUCCAUUUUUGUAGACAGGCUGCAUGGCACCAAGCGGCAGCCAUGAGUUCGCCACAAUCUGAAGACCUUAUAUAUAUAAGUAAUUCAAUUUUAUUACAUCUAAUUAGGACAUCUUUGAUUUUUCUUUUUCCAAUUUUAUCAUCAUAAAAA
Rubroshorea leprosula is the source of this 1389-nucleotide messenger RNA. Lineage: Eukaryota; Viridiplantae; Streptophyta; Magnoliopsida; Malvales; Dipterocarpaceae. The record is from the annotation of a GenBank genome assembly.